This is a messenger RNA of Adineta steineri, 1479 nucleotides long. NCBI's taxonomy places the organism in Eukaryota, Metazoa, Rotifera, Eurotatoria, Adinetida, Adinetidae. The record is from the annotation of a GenBank genome assembly.
AUGUCGUUAUUUUACUUUUCGGCAUGUUUUUUAAUUCUACUAUCACUCUUUCCAUUGAUCAAUGGUGUUGAUAAUGAAGAUCAACAAUGGAUGGAUUAUAUUCAUCGAUAUGGCAAAAAAUAUGCAAGCGAAGCCGAAACACAACUACGUAAAUCAUAUUUUCUUGUCAAUUUGCAUGAAGUUAGACAACAUAAUGCUCAAUCUAAUCAAACAUACACAAAAGGCAUCAAUCAAUUUUCAGAUUUAAGUAAACUUGAAUUUGAAACAAACGUUCUUACACCACAAUUAGCAUUUGCUCCUAUUCCACCACCAACGCCUAUAUCAUCACCCAUGAGUCGAUCUUUGUCAACAGACGCUUCAGUUCCUCUUGGCUGUACACGUGACUCGAGCAAUUGUUGCAUCUCAUCAGCCGAUCCAAACAGUUGCUGCUUAGCACUUGGUUUAGGUUCAUGGAAUCGACGCCAAUGUAGUUCAAGUAGCAGUAUUGGAGGUAUUGUUCCACACAAUUGUGUACAUCAUGAUUCUCAAUGUUGCCGUUCAUCAUGGAAUCCGACUGAAUGUUGUGCAGCUCUUGGUUUUGCAUCUUGGGAUGGUGGUUGGUGUCGAGGUGUACAUUCAGCUAACGUUCCACAAGGAUGUCAAUCUUGGAAUAGUCACUGUUGUUCAGAUAGUACAAUGCCACAAAAAUGUUGUCAAGUAUUUGGUUUUGAAUAUUACGAUGGAGCUUAUUGUCGAGAUUCGCAAUUUUGGUAUCCAGCAGGUGAAACUUUACCAAAUGGUUAUCCAAAGAAUUUUGAUUGGACAUCAUUGACCUAUCGAGCAGUGACUGAUGCAAAAAAUCAAGGUGGAUGUAAUACAUGUACAUUCUUUGCAGUUGCAGGAGCUUUAGAAAGUGCUUAUGCAAUCAAACAUCAACGGGAUGCUGUUCCUCUCUCUGAACAACAACUGAUUGAUUGUUCAAUGCCCAAUAAUGGUGGAUGUUGGGCAUCAAAUUUUGAUGAUUCAUUGAAUUAUGUGAUUCGAUCACCUAAAACUGCUCUUGCUACUGAAAAUCGAUAUCCAUACCAAGGCCUAUUCGAUACUAAUUUUUAUUCUCAAGCGUGUAAUGAUCGAUGGACUCAACGUAUGGAUGCUUCGCAUUAUUUUGAAAGUAAAGAAACUUAUCAUGAUGCAUGGGAUACAAUUAAUGAUGAUCUUCUCAUGCGUCUGGUGUCAAAAGGUCCCAUUGCUAUUGCUAUCAAUGCUGAUUUUAUGGGUGGUUAUGGUGGUGGUGUCUACCAAGGUCCCUGUCCUCCACAUGUUAAUCAUGCAGUACUUUUGACAGGUUGGGGUACUGAUGCACAAGGUAUUCCAUUUUGGCGUGUAAAAAAUUCUUGGGGUACAGGUUGGGGUGAGAAUGGUUUUGCUCGUUUUGAACGUAAACCUGGACAAAAUCAAUGUUUCAUCUAUCAUGAAGUAGCUCGUCCAACGGCUAUGUAA